CGAGGGGAGGAACACUGGGGGUCACCGCAGGCAUGGCCACGCUACGCGGGCUGCGAGAGACGCCGCGGCAUUUAUUAGUCUGUGAGAAAUCCAACUUCGGCCACGACAAGUCACGCCACCGGCAUCUCGUGGAGACGCACUAUCACAACUACAAGGUUUCUUUCCUAAUUCCUGAAUGUGGGAUACUAUCGAAAGAACUGAAAAACCUGGUCAUGGAAAUGGGACCCUAUUACUUUGUGAAGAACUUACCUCUUCAUGAAUUAAUUACGCAUGAAUUCAUCAACACUUUUGUGAAGAAAGGUUCAUGUUAUGCACUGACGUAUAAUACAAAUAUUGAUGAAGAUAAUACUGUUGCACUGCUACCAAAUGGGAAAUUAAUUUUAUCACUGGAUAAAGACACUUAUGAAGAAACUGGACUUCAAGGUCAUCCAUCUCAGUAUUCUGGCAGGAAAAUUAUGAAAUUUAUUGUUUCCAUUGAUUUGAUGGAUUUAUCCUUUAACCUGGAUUCUAAGAAGUACAAAAGAAUAUCUUGGUCCUUGAAAGAAAAGAAGCCAUUGAAAUUUGACUUUCUUUGGGCUUGGCAUCAGACAGGUACAGAAGAAUCAGCAGUGAUGUCAUACUUUUCAAAAUACCAGAUUCAAGAGCAGCAGCCCAGAGUAUCAGUGAGCACACUGAGAGAUCUGCAGUGCCCAGUGCUGUGGAGCGGUGAGCUCCGCGGAGAGCCAGAGGAGUCCUGCAGUGCCCCAGAGCUCUUCGACUGGCUUGGCGCCCUCUUCUGUGGAGUAGACCUAAAUAAUGAACCUAAUAAUUUUAUAUCAACCUGUUGCUGUCCCCAGCCAAGCACAGUGGUGGCAAAAGCGAAUUUGUGCACAAUCACUGGUUUCAUAGUUCCAGAGAAGAUCUGUGUUCUGCUGGAACAGUUGUGGCUAGAGUGCGGUAACGAAGUCAGAAAUGGUGUAAUUAUCCUUGCUGGUAAGAACGUGCUGUUGCCAAGUACUUGUCCUUAUGAAAAGAUAAAGCAGAGCUUCGUUACUGCUUCUUGAACACAAACUGCUGGUUUUCAUGGUUCUGCUCCCCUGGGCCAUUUGGGGAGCACAGUUGUAAUAUCACCUAAAACCACAGUAAUAUUCUGUAGGACAAAUUAGGAUCUCUUACAAGUAUUGUAAAAUCUUUAAUUCUGAAAUGGAGUGGAAAAGAGUUCAUCAUCUCUGAAUCCAAAUCGUAUGUAAUACAUGUUUCUCCAAUGAAAUUCUGUGAAUCACAGGGCAUUACUAAAACAGCAAGUAUUGUAUAGAAUAUUAUAGGCUCUUCAUUUGGGGAGGUACUGUAUAAGUCAAAUGUGUACAUCAUGCCUAAUGUGUGAACAUGCAAGUCCCCCAUGGAAAAGACUAAAUUGUCCAUAAUCCUAUUUAAUAAGCAUGUUGUCUCAGUCUUUUUUUUGAAGUGUCUAUGAUUUAAGUCUGCAGGGUUUUCUUUUUAAAAUCUAGCUUCCUUGUUCAUAUUUAUAAAUUUUACCCUUUGAUUUUCUUAAUUAAAAAGACCAGCUUUAAAAAAUUCUAAUGGAACUGUUCUGCAUUGUUUCACUGAACAGACUGGGAAUAGCACUGAAAAUGGGAGGAAAACUGUUAUUAAACACCUUGUGGAAUAUUUUUGGUUUUGGUUCUGGUUCUUUUCAUCUUGAAUGACCUUCUAGAAUAAGAAUGGACACCACUUAGGUUGUUUCUGGGCCGUAUGUUAGUCAGUCUUUAUGGAAUUUAUGAUAGAACAUCAGGAAUUUGCAUCUCCUAAUUUUUAAAAAUUAGAGCAAAAGUUUAAGCCUCAUGACUACAUGAGAGGGCUGGGUAUUUAGCCCUGGUUCCGCUGCCUGCCUUGCAAGCACAAGGACCGGAGUUU
Molecule: messenger RNA, 1893 nt
Organism: Fukomys damarensis (Damara mole-rat)
Lineage: Eukaryota; Metazoa; Chordata; Mammalia; Rodentia; Bathyergidae
Gene: Rpp40
Product: ribonuclease P/MRP subunit p40
Exons: 8
Coding region: 33-1043 (336 amino acids)
Biological process (GO): tRNA 3'-end processing; tRNA 5'-leader removal; endonucleolytic cleavage in ITS1 to separate SSU-rRNA from 5.8S rRNA and LSU-rRNA from tricistronic rRNA transcript (SSU-rRNA, 5.8S rRNA, LSU-rRNA)
Cellular component (GO): ribonuclease MRP complex; multimeric ribonuclease P complex
Molecular function (GO): ribonuclease MRP activity; ribonuclease P activity
Source: RefSeq, a predicted model, not a curated record